This is a messenger RNA of Dioscorea cayenensis subsp. rotundata (Guinea yam), 1511 nucleotides long. Its product is annotated as glycosyltransferase BC10-like. The transcript is spliced from 2 exons. Gene Ontology annotation, molecular function: glycosyltransferase activity. Gene Ontology annotation, cellular component: membrane. The record is from RefSeq and is a predicted model, not a curated record. Lineage: Eukaryota; Viridiplantae; Streptophyta; Magnoliopsida; Dioscoreales; Dioscoreaceae. The coding region runs from base 205 to 1371 and encodes 388 amino acids.
UUCACUUUAUUGCUCCUAUUUUUCACUGAUUUUAUCUUCAACUCUUUAUUCUUAUAAUCCAAGGGAGCAUGCUCAAAGGAAUGUGAACAUCUGCUACCCUUUGAUUCCUCCACGAUGAUGACAAUAACAGUUACAAGAAAGCUAGUAACUUCCUUGUUGUUACACGAGAAACACAUUUGAAAAGCACCCUUUAAUCACAAUAUCAUGCUGUUCUUAAAUCCAGCUUCCAAGCAUUUCAAAGUGCAUCCACAGAGAUUAGAGAUGAAGGUUAUGAUGAUGAGAGAAGCAAGGGAAUACUGCAAACCAUGCAUAGUGUCUCUCUUGCUCUUGUUCAUCUCCCUCUCCGGCGUCAUCCUUGGUUCUCACCUUAUCCGACACUUAACCAGGCUUCCGUCACUGGAUAUGAAGCUCUCAUCAUCACCUUCCUGUAACUGCAGUAGUGGUAGUAGUGUUUCUGAUGAUCUAUGGCAUACAAUGGAGGAUGAGGAGCUCUUGCAGAGAGCUUCAAUGGUGGUGCAUGACAAAGACUCUGAUUGCCAGAGACCAGAGAAGGUGGCCUUCUUGUUCUUAACCAGAGGGAGGCUUCCUUUGGGUCCUCUUUGGGAGAUGUUCUUUAUAGGACAAGAGAAGAAGUUGUUCUACUCCAUUUAUGUCCACCCAUCGCCGGAGUUCACUGAGGAACCACCAAAGAAUUCUGUCUUCUUCCGGCGAAGAAUACCAAGCAAGGCAGUUGAAUGGGGCAGGACAUCAAUGGUUGAUGCUGAGAGAAGACUUUUAGCCAAUGCACUGCUUGACUUAUCAAACCAGCACUUCAUCCUACUCUCAGAGACCUGCAUUCCUCUCUUCAACUUCAGCAUUGUUUACCAAUACAUCACCAAGUCCAGCCUCAGCUUCCUCAGCUCCUACGAUGACCCGAAAAAGACCGGCCGAGGCCGAUACAACAAGCUAAUGAUGCCCGUAGUGACACUCCAGCAAUGGCGCAAGGGAUCACAGUGGUUUCAUCUCCAGAGAAAACUAGCCAUUGAAGUGGUAUCAGAUCACAGGUACUACUUAGUGUUCAAACAACACUGCAGGCCUCCUUGUUACAUGGACGAACACUAUCUCCCAACUUUAGUGACCAUGUUCUUCCCUGAAUGCAACUCUAAUAGAAGCAUCACCUUUGUGGAUUGGUCCAGAGGAGGAUCACAUCCAGUUACAUUCAAGCACAGGGAUGUUUCAGAGAAACUUCUGCAGAGCAUCAGGCAUGGGAGUAACUGCAUUUACAAUGGACACAGGACAACACUCUGUUUUCUCUUCGCUAGAAAGUUUGAUCAUAGUACUUUGGGUCCACUUGUUAAGAUUGCACCAACUAUUCUUGGUCUAGAUCUCUAAAGUCAUAGAAAUGUUGCAUCAUUGUGCUUUUUAGCAUUGAUUACCAAACAGAUGUCACUAGGAAAUACCUCUGAUGUGUAGUUGGCCAAACUAGCCGGCCAUGUAUGUAUACCUAUAUGAGUUUAACAUGCCAAAUGGCA